AUGGCUAUUGAAUUUCGAGCAAAAGGGGUUCCUCAACUUGCCGAAUGCAUUGAUGGAACGGAUAAGUGGGAAGCCUGUCGUAUUCAUCCGCAUUGGGUCGCCGCCGCCACCACCGUGCUUUGGGAAGCACCCCAGUUUCCUCGCCCGCAAUCGUUUCGUCUUUUCCUCGAUAUCAUUCGCUCCAAAAGGCGCCUUGCGUUAUCGGUUCGCCACCUUUCAUUAUGCAUCCAGCCACUUUGUCCUAGUCCCACCGGUAACUGGCCCGCCUUGACCGACAUUAUCGACCGUCAUGCCAAGAUGCGUGAAUCCACAUUAGCGAGUCCCCAAAUCAUACUUACCUUGGCACGUCUGUGCGAAAAAUUGGAACAACUGACUGUCUAUGGCUGGCAGUUGGAACCCGUCUGCAUGGAACAAAUGGCCAGUUUCUUGCCUAACUUGCACGCGCUUCACAUUGUCGGCUACAACGCGGAAGCGCCUCCGUUCACCUUGGGGUCCAAGCACUUGACUCGUCUCCAAUCCUUGAGGCUCGACGGAAUCAGUUCUCUGUCACUCCAAUUCAUGAAUGCUUUAUCCACCAGAGGCCAGCACUUGAAACAUCUGCAUCUGUCACUCGCAGGAAUGCCGCUCGCAGCCUUUUCCGCUCUUUGCAACGGCGGCCUGCUAAAUCUUACGUCGGUCACUCUCACUGAAGCAUCCCAUGUCCGUGAUACUCAUAUUGAAUGGCUUAUUCGAGCCUCCCCGAAUCUCUGCAAAAUUGUACUCUGCGGCGUGCGCUACCUUACCAUCCAAACUUUGUUUUCAGCCCUCGAAUUAUGCCCAUUUCUGUCGGAGCUGGAAAUCCAUGCGAUGGCCGAUGCCGAGCCCUUGCCACUGACAAGCCAUCGAAUCGAAGAACAACGUACAGACGUGGCUUCCGAAACCCUGAACAAGCUCGUACUGGAGAAUUUCUAUGUCAGUGAAGAUGAUCUUCGUUACCUGGCUUUCCAUUCCACCUCGCUGCGCACUUUGGCUCUCCACAACUGCGGUCAACCCAGUGAUCGGUCACUAGGCUACCUUCUCCGAGCCACAUCAUCUCUAUACACACUCCAUCUCAGUCGUUGUCCGCGCAUCACGAGUGCCAUCCUGCAUCUGAUUUCCGAGACAUUGAUUUACAAGACCAUACAAAUGCUGCAUAUCGAGUCAUGUGGCGCCAUCAAUCCUGAACAUGUUGUCCAUUUUUGCACAGUUGCAGCUCCGUACGGUUUCGCAUCUUUGCAUCUCGUGGGUUAUGACGAUAUUCUUCAAUCUUCACUGGCCGAAUUUGCUUCCACCAAAUCUCACUCGUCUUCCCUAUCCCUUGCUCGUCUCGUUAUGGAUCGAAGGGGCAUCCAAGCGCUCGCUUCCAAUGUUCCCAAUCAAGUUGCUGGGUUUCAGCCUCUACCUCCUGAUCGUUUCCUCACCAGUGCUCAACUCAUCCUACUCGCAAAACAACUCAUGCUCACUGUCCCAGCCUUGAUGAAAAUACUAGACAGCAUUCAGUUUCAGCACCUUUUCUUCCUCCUCGUCUUCCUUGGUGCUGAUUUUGUCGGUUUCUUUCUGUGGUACAAUGCAGACUAUGAUCAGUCCAAAGCGCACCACUCAGCGGAUAGUGCAUCGGAAGACACAGCGUGCUCCAAGUCCAAACGUUCCACAACAGGCACCUCCAGUACCAACUCGAUUCCAAUCACGCCCAAAAUCCAUCAUCAAGAUCAUCGAGGUGGUCAUGUUCCUAAUAUGGACGACGAGGAGCAAAUGUUGAUGUUCACCAGUUCGCCGCAAUCAUUGACCCAAAAGUUUGGCCGCUCUGCAUCCAGUGACUCGGAAACUAUCGACAGCUGGGGAGAACCAGAGUCGUUUGUACCAUGGGAUAAAACGCUUGGGUACGUAGCCGAUGUCCUCGAAGAACAGAGGAACACUGUUUUCUGGCAACAAGUAAACAGUACGCAAUGGAAACAAUUGCCAACCGUUGCCUCCACGGCCAUGCCUGUGCAAGAUGAACCGCCCAAAGUCAUCCGGUUUUCACGCAAGCAACGUUCCAACCACACUUGGACCGAUAAAUCCACCACCGAUCGUGGCGUCAGCUCAGAAAGCAGUUGCGACGUUGACACUGACGAUCCUUCCAAUAAAAACAUCAAAUCACGUGAUGUUAAUGAAGCCAAAGUGAUGGAAGCAUGGCAUCAAGCCCAUGUAGUGGAUACCGUCAAAGAGCAGAUGUCAUAUGCUUCAGCCUGGGCGAAGAUCGCCACGGAACAACACUCAUCCACCAUUACUUCAAGACAGGCUAAACGGUUCUCUAGGCCCGUAUUGCGCAAAAAGCGCUCCAUGCAAAAACCCUCAUUUCAACCGAUGAAUGUGAAAAAUGCGGCGCAAACUCAAUGGCAGCAUUGGAUUGCUGAUUCAGCAGAUGGCAAACAAAACGAAGUGGUUGCUGCGGCCCUGGACUCCACCGACAACGAAUCCCAGACCGAACUUCUCAUCGAUACCAGGGAAAUCAUAUUACAAAAGGCCGCACCAUUGGAUAUCACCUUCAAUUCUGAGAUUUUGGAGGCUCUCAACUCAUUUGCUUCAAUUGGCAGCUUUGAAGCUGAUAAAUUGGACCCCGAAACUACCAUUUACAAUGAUGCCGAUGAUGAAGACGACGGCCAACAACAAAGAAAAAGAAACACCCUCCAAGUCCCUAAGGACGAGUGUGAGCACUUGUCACCUGCCACCCCUCAACCCGACAAUAUUCCCGCCAUAGAUUACGAGCAAGUCCAAAACGUACAAAACGUACAAAAAGAAAAUCACACAAUGGCUAUACAAGAAUACCAAAUCGCAUCCAAUAUUCCCGAAAAGGAGGCUUCCGCAUCCAACUCUGCUUCCCCUGUCGGCGAGAACAACAUUUGCAAAUCUCAAUCACCGGCACCGUCCAAGGACGAUACCGUUCUUCCUAUACCCAAGAAAAACGACAUCAUUGAAGACCAUUUGGGCAACAGCGAUACCCGUUCCGAAAAAUCAAGCUCAUCUACUGUUGACCCAAGUAGCGACACACGAUCAGAAAAAUCAAGCGCAUCCACUGCUGAACCCAGCAGCGAAGAAAAAUCUGAAACUUCAAAAUCCAAAAAAAUCGUUACCCUCAAGAUUAAUACCCCCGACCAUGGUUUGCAGAAUCUCACUCUUUACGAGGAUUCACCUCCGAGUGAAAAUGUUGAAAAGUUUUGCACCAAGUUCGACUUGCAGGACGCUUACGAUACCAUUUUGGCCCAGGCCACCGAAUUAUACACAAAGCACAGCACUGCUCGCAUUCUCAAAAUGUCAAAAAAGAAAAAGAAGUCCAAGACCGCCAAAAAGGCAUUCUAA
Messenger RNA from Radiomyces spectabilis, 3357 nucleotides. RefSeq lists its product as uncharacterized. Bases 1 to 3357 code for a protein of 1118 amino acids. The record is from RefSeq and is a predicted model, not a curated record. Gene Ontology annotation, biological process: SCF-dependent proteasomal ubiquitin-dependent protein catabolic process. Lineage: Eukaryota; Fungi; Mucoromycota; Mucoromycetes; Mucorales; Radiomycetaceae. The transcript has 7 exons. Gene Ontology annotation, cellular component: SCF ubiquitin ligase complex.